Messenger RNA from Rhopalosiphum maidis (corn leaf aphid), 1918 nucleotides. It is a transcript of the gene cu, whose product is annotated as nocturnin. The record is from RefSeq and is a predicted model, not a curated record. Lineage: Eukaryota; Metazoa; Arthropoda; Insecta; Hemiptera; Aphididae. Gene Ontology annotation, molecular function: 3'-5'-RNA exonuclease activity. The transcript has 8 exons. Bases 665 to 1915 code for a protein of 416 amino acids.
AUAAAAUAAUUUAUCAUCAACAAAUUAUUAACUUUAUAUGCGUAUAAAAGUACAAUUUUAAUUCGUUUUCUAUAAAAUAUUUACUGAGGCUGCACAUACCCUCAAUAAGUUAAUUCAACUAGAAAAAAGCCACCGCAAUAGUUCAAAGCAUCUGAAGUACUCAAGUGGGUAAAAAAACGAAAUUAUAUCAGUGAAAACUAUCGGUCACGUGAUACCGGUGAAUGUUACACAAAGUACUAGCGAGCUGCGUAUUGGAAGGCCGGCCACAGGUAGUGACCUCGGCAUUGAAGUCUCUUCGCCGAGACAACGUCGUUCAACAGUUAUCGUGUGUUCGACUUCCUGACUGAUGGAAAAUAGCCGCGUUGUUUAAGUAAUACGAGUAAAAUUGAAUUGUUUUAUUAUUUAUUUAUUUAUUUAUUUAUUUUUUUUGACCGGGCAACUAUUUUGCAACUUAAGAUUUCCCACGGAAAUUGAAUGCUAAUUUAUUUUACCCUUUAAUUAUAAUUUUUAGAUGAUUAUUAUUUAUCACUAAAUUAACUAUCUAUCAAGUAUAGAAGUAUAGUGUUUACUCACGCCCGAAAACCGCACAGUUGUUGUUCUCACUACCGCACCCACCGGUUCAUAAUUGCUUUUGUUCUUCUCUGUGAUAUUAUACACUUUAAAAAUGGAAAAGCCGUGUCGGUAUGACUUAUCCGCGAUUAAAAGAUCACUGGAGUUGGCUGAAACUCUUGCCAGUGUUAGCUUAAUGACAUCGCCAGCUGCAAGACGACGUUUACAAGCAAGAAGUGUCGAACUAGGACUAAGACCAGGCCAACCGUAUGAACCGCCCAGAGAAUUACUUUUGUACUUGGUUAGGAUGGGAAGUUUUACAUCUACUGUGAAAAUUGACAAUGAAGAUUCCCAAGACAAGGAUUUAACAUUUGAAAAUCUUGAGACCUAUCAACAAUUACUUGAAUAUUGCCGUACUCACAAUAAUCAAUGGCCUAACUCACAACUCAUAAAAAGAACAUUUACAUCAAUCCCAUAUGAUCCAGAUAGUGUUGACGGAAAUCCUGUAAGAGUUCUUCAGUGGAACGUUUUGUCACAAGCAUUGGGACAAAAUAAUGAUAGAUUUGACAGUUGCCCUUUGGAAGCUUUAGAAUGGAAACAUAGAAGAUGUCAUAUGCUUGAAGAAAUUCUAAGACAUAAUCCUGAUAUUAUAUGUUUACAGGAAGUUGAUCAUUUUGAUUUCCUCAGCAGAGCUCUAGCCACACAAUCUUAUAGCGGUCUAUUUGUACCUAAACCAGAUUCCCCAUGUGUGUAUAUAAAUGAUAAUAAUGGACCUGAUGGUUGUGCAAUAUUUUACAAAAAUGAUAAGUUUGAUCUACUAGAAAAACACGAUAAAGUACUGCAAGUAUGGACAGUGCACAGCAAUCAGGUGUCAUUAUUAUUAGUACUUAAAGAUAAAAGUACACAAAAAGAAUUAUGUGUUUCUACUACUCAUCUAAAAGCUCGUAAAGGAGCCUUGCUUUCAACCUUGCGAAACGAACAAGGGAAAGAUUUACUACAGUUCAUAUCUUCUCAUACAGCUGGCCGUCCAACAAUUGUUUGUGGUGAUUUUAAUGCAGAACCUACAGAACCAGUUUACAGUACCAUGUGCAGUUGUUCUUAUUUACCACUAGAUAGUGCAUAUAAAUUGUCUGGCUCAGAACCGCCGUACACUUCUUGGAAGAUUCGUGGAGGCGAAGGCGAAGUUAUGCAUACCAUUGACUACAUGUUUUACACUAAACAUAAAUUAACUGUUAGUAACAUACUAGACAUGCCAAAAGAAAUCGAUAUUGGUGAAAAUAGAGUACCAUCUAUGACUUAUCCAUCAGAUCAUUUUUCUUUGAUAAGUGAUUUUUAUUUUAACAGCAAUACAAGUGUUUGUGAAUAAUUU